AUGCCUCGUGGUCACAAGAGUAAGAAUCCUGCCCGUUGGAAGCGCCGCCAGACUCAAGGGGAAACCCAGGCCCCUGAAGAGGCGAAGGCCGCUGCUGCAGAAGAGGAAACCCAAUCUCCCUCAUCUUCCCCUCUUUAUAAGGCUUCUCCUCCUUGUGAGGAUUCUCCACCUCCUGAGGAUGCUCCACCUCCUGAGGAUUCUCCACCUCCUGAGGAUUCUCCACCUCGUGAGGCUUCUCCACCUCAUGAGGCUUCUCCACCUCCUGAGGCUUCUCCACCUCGUGAGGCUUCUCCACCUCGUGAGGCUUCUCCACCUCGUGAGGCUUCUCCACCUCGUGAGGCUUCUCCACCUCGUGAGCAUCCUCCUCCUCGUGGGGCUUCUCAGCGUCUCCCUGGUCUUUCCACUGAGCUGAAUUCUCAGAGAGUCCCACCCAUCCCCAAAAUUGAUAUGUGUGUCUACUGCACAGAGGAUGAUGAGGGUGACCUGGGCAAAUAUGGUGGGGGUGCUAGUUCCUCAGGGGGCGCCGCAGGGGCCCCCCAGAAAUAUCCUCUCAUCAAGAGGAUGAGACUCCUGGUGCAGUUUCUGCUGCACAAGUAUAAGAUAAAAGAGCCAUUGAUCACCAAGGAAGAAAUCAUGAAGAUCAUCAACAAGAAGUACCAGGAGCGCUUUCCUGAGGUCCUGCAGAGAGUCUCUGAGCACAUGGAGCUGGUCUUCGGCCUUGAGCUCAAGGAAGUCGACCCCAGCGUUCCAACCUACCUCCUGGCCAAUGUGCUGGAGAUCAGCCGGGAAGAUUAUCUCUUUGAUAGUAAGACUUUCCCCAAGUAUGGGAUGCUGCUGCCUAUCCUGGGCAUGAUCUACAUGAAUGGAAACCAGGUCAGUGAGGAGCAGCUCUGGCAAUUCCUCAAUCGAGUUGGGGUCUCUGAUGGGAAGAGGAGGCACUUCCUCUUUGGAGAUGCCAGGAAGCUCCUCAUCAAAGAUAGGGUUCAGAAAAAGUGGAUCAGGGAAAACAGUAGCCAGGGCAUCAUUGCCCCCAAGUUAGAAGCAACUAAUAGCUCACCCUCCAGUGGGUUUUCAGAGGCCAGAAAUGGCUCUCAAGGUGACUUCCCACCUUUCCCCACCCUGCAGCAGCUGGUGAAUUCCCACUGCGGGUCUCUGGGCUCCAUCCUGGCAGCGCGGGGAGGAGCCCCAGGAACUGUUAGCAGCCUCCCCCCACCCCCACAGCUUCCACCGGAUGUGACGACAGCAGACGUUCAACCGCCCAAUAUCCCCGAAGGCGGGAAGACGCUCGUAGCUUCCAGAAUCUCUGGUCGCUCUUCAGACGAGGACGCUCGACUCCAAGUCUGCUCAGCGCCCUGGUGA
Messenger RNA from Elephantulus edwardii (Cape elephant shrew), 1359 nucleotides. Its product is annotated as melanoma-associated antigen B6-like. The transcript is spliced from 3 exons. The coding region runs from base 1 to 1359 and encodes 452 amino acids. NCBI's taxonomy places the organism in Eukaryota, Metazoa, Chordata, Mammalia, Macroscelidea, Macroscelididae. The record is from RefSeq and is a predicted model, not a curated record. Gene Ontology annotation, cellular component: nucleus. Gene Ontology annotation, biological process: negative regulation of transcription by RNA polymerase II.